GGUGAGCCCUAUUCCCGGAGGCAGGUGGUGCUGACCCUGUAACCCAAAGGAGGAAACGGCUGGCUAAGCUCAGCAUUGUUACUGGUAGGCACCAUGUCCUUGAAGAUGCAGGCAAGCAACGUAACCAACAAGAAUGACCCCAAGUCUAUCAACUCUCGAGUGUUCAUUGGAAACCUCAACACAGCUCUGGUGAAGAAGUCAGAUGUGGAGACCAUCUUCUCUAAGUAUGGCCGUGUGGCCGGCUGUUCUGUGCACAAGGGCUAUGCCUUUGUUCAGUACUCCAACGAGCGCCAUGCCCGGGCAGCUGUGCUGGGAGAGAAUGGGCGGGUGCUGGCCGGGCAGACCCUGGACAUCAACAUGGCUGGAGAGCCUAAGCCUGACAGACCCAAGGGGCUAAAGAGAGCAGCAUCUGCCAUAUACAGUGGCUACAUCUUUGACUAUGAUUACUACCGGGACGACUUCUACGACAGGCUCUUCGACUACCGGGGCCGUCUGUCGCCGGUGCCAGUGCCCAGGGCAGUCCCUGUGAAGCGACCCCGGGUCACAGUCCCUUUGGUCCGGCGUGUCAAAACUAACAUACCUGUCAAGCUCUUUGCCCGCUCCACAGCCAUCACCACCAGCUCAGCCAAGAUCAAGUUAAAGAGCAGUGAGCUGCAGGCCAUCAAGACGGAGCUGACACAGAUCAAGUCCAAUAUCGAUGCCCUGCUGAGCCGCUUGGAGCAGAUCGCUGCGGAGCAAAAGGCCAAUCCAGAUGGCAAGAAGAAGGGUGAUGGAGGUGGUGCCAGCGGCGGUGGUGGCGGCGGUGGCGGCAGCGGUGGCGGCGGUGGCGGCGGCGGUGGCGGCGGUGGUGGCGGUAGCGGCAGCCGGCCACCAGCCCCCCAAGAGAACACGACUUCUGAGGCAGGCCUGCCCCAGGGAGAAGCACGGACCCGAGAUGACGGCGAUGAGGAGGGGCUGCUGACACACAGCGAGGAAGAGCUGGUGAGGGCCUGGCCAGGGGCACGACUGGGACUUGACUGCGCUCCUACUCUCAGGAGACCAACAGGGCAACGGGCAGCCUGAGCUGUUUGCCCCCACUGUGAACUUCCUCUUCUCUCCUUCCCAGGGGUUCUAACGGUCCUGGGGGAAAGAGGGAAAAAUGAGCAGGGGGCACUUGCCUAUCUCAGACACCAUCAGAAGUCCCACUGAGGCCUAGGGCAGACCUCCCCUAAGUGCAGGUGCAUUCUGGCCUCCGGUUUCCACAUGAGUUGGAGAAGGGGAGAUUUGGACAUAAGAGAGCACACAUGGCCUGCAGAGCUUCAGAGCAGGGCUGGGGUGGCUUGUGGAGGCCACACCCAGGAGGUGGGUGUCACCUUCACAUGAGGAUUUUCUAAAAGCCGUUGCUCUUCAAGCACGAAGCAAAAGCUGUCUCAUAAGGGAGUGAGCUCCCCACCUAUUACUAGAA
Messenger RNA from Mandrillus leucophaeus (drill), 1444 nucleotides. RefSeq names its product RALY heterogeneous nuclear ribonucleoprotein (gene RALY). The coding region runs from base 94 to 1062 and encodes 322 amino acids. Gene Ontology annotation, molecular function: RNA binding. NCBI's taxonomy places the organism in Eukaryota, Metazoa, Chordata, Mammalia, Primates, Cercopithecidae. The record is from RefSeq and is a predicted model, not a curated record. Gene Ontology annotation, cellular component: nucleus. The transcript has 7 exons.